Molecule: messenger RNA, 1752 nt
Organism: Mollisia scopiformis
Lineage: Eukaryota; Fungi; Ascomycota; Leotiomycetes; Helotiales; Mollisiaceae
Product: MFS multidrug transporter-like protein
Exons: 4
Coding region: 1-1752 (583 amino acids)
Biological process (GO): transmembrane transport
Cellular component (GO): membrane
Molecular function (GO): transmembrane transporter activity
Source: RefSeq, a predicted model, not a curated record
AUGCCAAAUUCUAUCGAUAAAGAGACAGGUCCUGGUGCUGCUCGGACUGAGCACCUUGAAACCAUUAGGACCGUAUCCAGAGUUCCAGGGAACACCCAUUACUACGAAAAGGAUGGAUUGAGAACAUAUGGUGACGAUGAGGACCACGACCAUGAGCCACCAAUGACUAUGCACCGCCUAAUGUCCUUGAUUGCAAUGGCUUUCCUCUGGACCGGCUCACAAAUUCCAGUCUAUCUUUUUGGAGGCAUUCCACCAUACAUUUACCGAGACAUCGGGGGCACGGACAGAUGGGUCUGGUUCGUGUUGGGAAAUCUGCUUGCCCUGGCUGCAGUCUGCCCAUUUGUUGGCGCUUUGUCUGACUUGAUGGGUCGUCGAUACGUUGCUAUGACGGGAGCAAGCUUUAUCGUCAUUGGCAUGAUCGUGUGCUCCACAGCCCACACUAUGAACACAUUCAUCGCUGGAAUGGCCAUUGCCGGCGCUGGCGCUGGUAUCAACGAGUUGACCGCACUUGCUGCAACAUCAGAGUUAGCACCCACCGCCAAGCGAGGAAAAUACGUUGCAGUCUUGAUCUUUACCAUCAUUCCUUUCUGCCCUUCUGUCCUCUGGGGACAGUUGAUCGCCUAUCACUCUACCUGGCGAUAUGUCGGACUAUUCUGCGCUCUGUGGGCCUUCAUCGGUCUCGUCAUGACUGCCAUCUUCUACUUUCCACCGCCCCGUGUCAAUUCCACAGGCCUUUCUCGACGUGAGAUCAUCAGCCAGAUCGACUUCGUAGGGGGUUUCCUCUCAAUCGUUGGCAUCAUCCUCUUCAUCGCUGGUCUUCUUUGGGGAGGUUACCAAUACAAAUGGCACUCGGCACAUGUUCUCGUUCCUUUGAUCCUAGGAGCCGUAUUCCUCAUCGCCUUUGGAUUCUGGGAGGUUUAUGGAGCCAAAUACCCUAUGUUCCCGUCUCGUCUGAAGAAGGAUCCUCGAAUCCUCGCUCUCACACUCGUCAUCACUUUCAUCUCAGGCGCAAAUUUCUUCUCUGUCCUGCUCUUCUGGCCUACUCAAGCAUUCAAUGUCUACGGCCAUGACCCUGUUGGUGUCGGAAUCCGUGGUAUGCCCAUCGGCUUUUCUAUCCUGGUCGGAGCAUGUAUCGUCCUCUGGCUUUUGUCUGUCUUCCGCGGUGGUAAUAGAUGGUUGAUGAUUAUCUCCUCUUGCAUGAUGACCGCUGGAUGUGGCGCUCUCGCUGCUGCUCGUCUCGAUAACCUCAAAGCCGUCUACGGUAUCUUGGUCGUCGCUGGUCUCGGAAUUGGUGGAAUCGUCGUCCCAGCUUCCAUCAUAACAACAAUUAUCUGUCCUGACGAUUUGAUCGCCACCGUUGCCGCGCUCACACUUGCUAUCCGCGUCGUUGGUGGCGCGAUUGGUUACACAACUUACUAUAACGUAUUCCUCAAUAAGUUCGUUCCCAAACUCUCUCUCAACCUCUACCUUGCAGCUGUUGAACACGGUAUCUACGACAUAGCCACGGUGACGGAAAUCGGAGAACUCACUGGUGCGAGUUUAUUGAACGAGAUUUUGCUUUUGCCCGGUGUGGACGGCAAUGUUACGAUUUGGAACGCUCUUGUAAUUGCAGGCCAGGAAAGUUACGCAUACGCUUAUCCAUAUGUUUACUAUACUAGUAUUGCUUUUGGGGCAGUGGCUAUCAUUGCUAGUGUUUUCUUGGGGGACAUUAGCAAGUAUAUGGAUGAUCAUGUUGCUGUGGUUAUGCAUUGA